ACUCAGCUGUUACGAUCGGCCUCCCAGUGAGCUUAUUCCAAGCGAAGAAUUAAUGAAAAAUUUUAGUUGCGCAGAGUUUUCCGUGUGCAAUGCACGUGUUUCGUUCGUCGAAGCAAACGUAAAAUGUAAACAUACAUCGCUGAAUGUGAACACAUAAAAGUUAUAAUGUCGAAAAUAGAUCAAGCGUACGUGUGUAAUAUUGUUUGGUUUUUGUUUGUGAAUUUCGUGUUUGUUGCCUGUGAAACGCUGAUAACAGAACACAGUAAUGUCCACUGCAGCCACGAGCAUCCAACCGAGGAUCAAGUCGUGCGCGGAGUCCACAUAGAGUCAGCACACUUGGUCAAGAAGCGAAGCAUCGAUCAGCCAUUAAGGAUAACCAUUUUUUAUGAUCAUUCCGUGUACAGAUUGGAACCGGAAAAAUUCUACAUGAUAAACAAUACGAUACUCCCGGAUGCGGUCCAGUUCUGGGAACGAGCCCUGAAGGUCAGGAAGACAGGAGGACCUAUCAAAUUGAAUAGGAAAUGUCCGACACGCCAAGUUUUCCUGCGAGGCGGCAGAUCGCACUGUAUAGACGCGUGCAGUCAUGAAACGAUGUGUGGAGAGGUUCGUGUACCAGAGGAGCAUUUGAAUCCUUGCUAUGUCUGUAAUAGCACCGGCCACGACUGCCGGGCGCUACCUCGCUACCAGCCCCCUCCGGAUGAUGAACCAGCUACAGAAGUCAGCGAGAACAAUCUCGACGAACGAAGCGAUGUUAUCGAUGAGGAUUCGGAGCCGGUCGGCGUGAAGGAUACUGACUUCAUGCUCUACGUCAGCGCCGUGGAGACGGAGAGAUGCCGGCGGGGUCUCACGGUGGCCUACGCGUCACACUGCCAACAGGAGUCGGCUUUGGACAGGCCGGUGGCUGGUCACGCGAAUUUCUGUCCGGCCGAACUGUCGACCAAAUACCGCGACUUACCGUCGGUCCUUUCGACCGUCAAACACGAGAUGCUGCACGCUCUGGGCUUCAGUGUGUCUCUGUUCGCGUUUUACAGAGACGACAACGGCGAGCCCCUGACCGAAAGAAGACCUGACACCGGGAAUCCACCAUUGGAUGAGGAGCUGCAGAUACACAAGUGGUCUGAUAGAGUGGUCAGGAACGUGACGCGAAAGAAUUGGAUGAUCAGAGGUGGAUAUAUGGAGAGGACCUUCCACAUGAUGGUCACUCCGAGGGUUGUUAAAGAGGUACGCGAACACUUCAACUGCUCAGAGCUGGAGGGGGCAGAGUUGGAGGAUCAGGGUGGCGACGGCACCGCCAUGACCCACUGGGAGAAGAGAGUCUUUGAGAACGAGGCCAUGACCGGCACCCACACCCAGAACUCGGUCUUCAGCAGGAUAACCCUCGCGAUGAUGGAGGACACCGGCUGGUACAGGGCGGACUACUCCCACGCGACACCCCUGGACUGGGGGAAGGGACUGGGCUGUAAAUUCGCCAUGUCCUCGUGCAAGCAGUGGAUGAACCUGCAAAGGUUGAGACGCAGAAAUCCGGCGCCGUUUUGCGAGAGGAUAAAGGGGAAUCCCUUGAGGACAGAGUGCUCCCCGAGGAGGUCGGCAGUCGUCCUCUGCAACCUGGUCCGCCACGACAACCUACUGCCGAGAGCCUACCAGCAUUUCGACAUACUGCCCAACGUUCCACCAGGGCAGGAAGCGUACUAUGGCGGCUCCGUGUCCCUCGCGGACUACUGCCCCUACCUUCAGGAGUUCACUUGGAGACACAAGAGCGUACUCAUCAGGGGAAGUCGAUGCUCCUACGAGGAGAAUACUCCGAAGAUCGAUCUGAACUUCGCCCUUGAGAACUACGGGCAGCACUCGAAGUGUUUCGAGCACAGCGACAAGGUCUGGGAGCAGAAGUCAUGCAGACAGAUCCGCGAAUGGCAACACUGGGGCUCCGGUUGCUACAAAUACAAAUGCGACAGCGGUCGUCUGCAUAUCGUGGUGGGUAAUUACACGUACACGUGCUUUCACGCCGGUCAACUGCUGCACAUAAGGAUCAUAAAGAACGGCUGGCUUCACAGGGGGGGCGUGGUCUGUCCCCCCUGCAGGCAAGUGUGCGGCGCUGAGUUCGCUGCGAGAAGCGAAUACUGUAAGCCGGGUGAGGAGCCUCUACCCCCGAAUUUGUAUCCCAACGAUUUUCUAGCUUGUAGAGCGUCGGUUAUCCGACCCGCCAUCUUGUGGACGGCGGCCAUCUUGUAUUCGCUGUCAUAACGAUUGACGUCUAGAUAGGACUUAAUGAAUUGCAACGAAAAGCGUGCAAGAUUAAUGUGCGUCAACGAAAUGAUUAGUGUUUUGAUUUCAGUCUUCAAUAAAAGAUUAGGGAAGCAGGGUUGUAAUGUGUAAAAAAAAAAUAUGUUUUUUUUUGUUGUAAAAUAAAUUAUGUGCUUUUCAUUUUUAUGACCAAACCCGACAGUGUAAUUUCCAAUGUGUUUUAAAUCGGAUCAACAUGUAUAUAUUAACUUCUAGAAUUAUGCGCACGCGAGAUGAAUACAUUUUUUAAUUGUCACAUUAACCCUUUGAGUGUAGUGUAGGUUACCGGUGUCCUACGCGGCGCACUCAAGUAAUUAUGUCGAUUUACUGUCACUAAGGAAUAUCUAGUAGACUCUAGGUAAGACGAAUCCGAAGAUAAUGACAAUGAAUCGUGUUUCUAAGAGACCUAUAAGACUAAAACAUACAUUAACGAACAAUAGCAGGCAACGUUAGGCAAUCCAGGCGCCUUAGUAACAGUAAAUCGACAUUUUAACUUCAAUGCGCCGCAUAGGGCACCGGUGACCUACACGACAGUCGAAAGGGUUAAUGAAAAAAAAAGAUUUAAAAUGACUAAAAAAAAUGAAGAAUUCUACGAAAUAUUUCCUUAAAGACGUACACGUUUUAUUCGCUUGUAACACUGAGAUCUAAAAUGGCGUUCGCAUUGACAAGCUUGUCGCAAACUUUUCCAUGUAAAAUAUCGGCUAUGUUAUUUAUUCGUAAUUAAUAUAUAUGUAUGCAUUUUUUAAUAUCAACCCGCGUUUCUUAAGUAAUACUCAUGAUUCUUGAAUAUUGAUUAUUAAAAUUGCUUAAAUCAAACGCCUAAGGAUAAUUGGUUAAAUAUCGAAAUUCUACAGAGCGUAUUUUAUGUGGUGCUACAGAAUUGUUCGCUCAAAAGAAAAGUGUAAUUAAACAAAUUUGUGUACAAAACAUUAGCGUUAAUUGUUUUAAUUAAAGCAUUAAUGUUAAUUACGGUUAAUCCAACUAAAAGGAACUUGUUACCAAUUCUUUUCGAUUCGCAUACGUCCGAUGUUGCCAAUAAAACGUUUUCCCUUCACACAUUAACUUUACAUACAUCUAAUCAAAAACUUUACAAGUGAUCUUAAGAUAAUGUUAGUAUUUAAAUAAUUUUCAAUCGCUUAGUAUACUAGAGUAAUGUGUCGUCUGUGUAAUAACGCGGUGUGACUCGAUUGCGAUUAUAAAUGACAGCUGUCAAACUGACACUUGACAUUAGUUAACGUGAAAAUGAUACGCGCUUGGUAAGAGAUAGAUAGAUUUGAAAGGGGAGGUUCUCGAACGCGACAGAGUGAUGUCACCAUAGGAAUUGAAUGUAAAUAAAUAUUUAAAAAAAACCGCGUGCAUAAUGCGUAAAUUUUAAUUUGAAAUAAAAUAAUUUUUUACAUCGACUUCCGGCACUAAAAAUACACGCUUAUCUUUAGGAAACGCGUCAAAAAGAGUUAACAUAAAAAAAUCGAAAUCAAUUCGGUAUUUCCCGCCAAAACAGUCGGCCAUUUUGAAAAAAAAACCAUACUAAUUUAUGUAGGCUAUAAAAAAAUCCUUAUUUCACAAACACUGCUGUCGGCAGUAAUCAUUUAGCUGUAGUAUUUAGGUUUUUUAUUUUUCAUUUUAAGAUUUGCCUAUCAAUCCAUCCCUGUUUAAUUAGAAAAGUUAAUUUCCUGAGAGUGUUGUCGGUUCGCGUAUGAAGUUCUCGUCACGCGAAUCAAACAUUGCAAGCUCUUUGUAUGCAAAUAUUAAUACCACAGAGCCUAAUAAAAACUUAGGUCUGUGAAAGUAAUUCACAGAAAUUGUUAGGACGCGCCUAAUUAGGAACAGCUUAGCCGGUAAAAACUAUUUAUUUUAUAAUCGAAGACGUGAGUGGAUGAGGGGGCUAAGUACAAUUUUUAUGAUUUUGAAGUUUUUACAUUGACUGAAAGUGUUAUGUGCCUAUAAACCAUAUUAGACCUUAAAAUUCCGGAUUUAAAGGCUAUUUUUAGAAUUAGGAGUUAUGUACGAAGAAAAGGUACAAGUAACAAAAGUUUGUUGCCGGUUUUCUUAAAAUUAACAAAUUGUAUCAUAUCCCCUUCAUCCACUCAUGUCUUCAAUUUAUAUGAGCACCAUGUAUUGACAUCGUAACUAGGGAGACGCGACUGAUUAGUUCGCGAAGACAGAAUCAUAGAUGUGUUGCUCACAUUACUUUGCCUUAAUAAAAGAAAUCGAUUUGGGUGCGUGUACUUAUGUACGCGCGUAAGAAGCUAUACUUUAUUUUUAUUAAAUUUAUUUCUUUUUUUUGUAUUUAAAUUUUAAUCAAUUUGAAAAAAAAUCGAUUAAACAACAUCCUCAAACACGCAUAUUGGACAUCCCUUUUCUUGACAUCGUAUAAAUUCGGUAAUUCUCGGUACGGUUCGGAAAGUUCACCUGCGGCUAUAUUCAGACUCGCCAAGUUACGUCGGUCGUAUUGUAAUGAGCGAUUUGGUGGGCAACUUCAUUUCUGUUAAUUUUUUGUCACGGUGCGCGCGCAUCGUAAAAUUUAAUUCUCAUCAAUUUUUCAUAACGCGUUUCAAAAAGUAUAAAUCAAAUCAAUUCAAAAAAAAAUAAUUCAACAUAAAUGAAAGUACAUACUUGUUGAACGUCAAAUGAACUACCGCCAAUUCACAAGAACUAGCCUCCGUCCUGAGAAGAAUUGGCAAGAAACUCAGCGGGCAUGUCCUUUUUUUUUAAAUAUUAGAUAAAAAAAAACUAAUAUCAGUUUUUUUUUUUUAACUUCAAUAACUUCGAAAAGCGUUUAAUUAAAGAUCAAACCGCGCGGUUGUCUGUUUGUACUGAUUGAUACAAGCGACAUUACUAAUGGUGCUGAUUUUAAAGUUGUAUUAAUUGUACCAUCAAUUCACUGAUUUUUAGGUUACGUCAUGACUAUAGUAUCUAUUUAAUAUGGACCAAGAUAAUUUUUGUAAAUAAAACUUGCAUGCACUCUAUUGAUGUAAGAUUUUAAUCGUUGUUAAUUCAAUAUUUGAGAUGAUGAUAUAUUUCUCUGAUGCGUACCUAAAAAAAAAUGGCGCUAUGAUCGCGUUUUUUUUAUUGUUUAAAAAUUAUUGUAUUGGUGUUACGCAAUUUUAAUUUUAAUGAACACGAUACACUUUCUUUAUAUGCCAUAAAUUAAUUUAUUACUUUAAAAUAAAUAAUAACGAAACGUAUUUUUAAAUUUAUUUAUUUAAAAAAAUGUGUAUUUUCUUGUAUCUAGUUUAUACUUAGUAUGCGUGAAUGAUUUUAUGAAUGUUGAAUUUGUUAAAAUGAAAAAAAUGUGUUUAUAAUAUAAUUAGUCAUUAAAUUUCAAAUAUUAAAAAAAAACUUAUUAAUUGGAUUGACUUGUAAAUGAAAUUCUGAUCAACACAAACCUUUUAGCAUUUUAAUUGUUUUUAGAAUGAUUUUGGAACGAAGUUCCUUAUCGCGCGUUGUGAAAGGGGGCUAGACGGAAAAAAUUCUUAUGAAAAGUUGUCACGACACUUUUUAGAUCCGUCAUUCUGAAUAAUCAACGUGUAGGCGCUUAUCGCGUGACAUUGCUCGUAUCCGAUUGGUCCGCGUAAUGAGUACAGUUUCUCGAGAUAGCGUUUCAACAAUAGUAAUUUAGUUCAUAGUAUUGUUUUUUUCUUCUUCAUAAUGCCGUAAUUUAUUAUUAUAUCUUAAAAAAAAUAUUACAAUUCCUUCACUAAUUAAUCGAAAGGAACUUCGUUCCAUCCGGGUGUCCCUUGACACCUCUGAAGUUUUUCUAAUGCUUAACUGUUCGGUUAAUUUGGUCACUAAAUCAUUAAAAAAUAUUGAAAACAAAAACUAGGUAGGUAUGCACAUUAAAAAUUUAUUGACAAUAGACGAUGUUCUAAUCAAUUCUUUUAAUCACAACGAGAACAGAGAAUUUAGUUACAGAAUUAACCUCAAUAAAUAAGUGUAGUUAUGUAAUAGUUUUAAGUUAUAAUAGAUUUUUGUGAAUUCCAAAAUGUAAAUGAAAGAACACAUUGUACUGAUUUUUUAUUUUAAUUUAAUGAAAUAAAUGUAUUUUCUGAU
Bombyx mori (domestic silkworm) is the source of this 6333-nucleotide messenger RNA. RefSeq names its product leishmanolysin-like peptidase (gene Invadolysin). The transcript is spliced from 18 exons. Gene Ontology annotation, cellular component: membrane; cytoplasm. Gene Ontology annotation, biological process: proteolysis; cell adhesion. The coding region runs from base 166 to 2241 and encodes 691 amino acids. Lineage: Eukaryota; Metazoa; Arthropoda; Insecta; Lepidoptera; Bombycidae. Gene Ontology annotation, molecular function: metalloendopeptidase activity. The record is from RefSeq and is a predicted model, not a curated record.